Molecule: messenger RNA, 1275 nt
Organism: Miscanthus lutarioriparius
Lineage: Eukaryota; Viridiplantae; Streptophyta; Magnoliopsida; Poales; Poaceae
Source: the annotation of a GenBank genome assembly
AUGAACGAGGCGGUGCAGGAGGUGAAGCUGCUGCGGCAGGUGAACGCGCUCAUCGUGGCGCACCUCCGUAGCCAGAACCUCGGGCAGGCCGCAGCAGCCGUCGCCGCCGCCACCAUGACCCCCAUCUCCGCCGCGGAAUCCGUCCCCGCCAAUCAACUCCUACGUCUCGUGGCCAAGGGCCUCGCGGCGGAGCGCGGAGGAGGAGCCGCCGCUUCCGCAUUCGACUCCGCCGGGUUCGGUGGGUUGGUGCAGCAGCUCGGCUCCAGUGCCGUGGAUUUCAGUAUGCAGGAUGUCAAGGGCUCAUCCAAGAGCUUCCCCAAGCACGAGGUGAAGCAUGUCUCUGACCAUAAGAGCGCUGCCCGGUGCGCGAAAUUUAGUCCUGAUGGAAAGUAUUUUGCAACUGGGAGUGCUGAUACAUCCAUUAAGUUUUUUGAGGUUGCUAAAAUUAAGCAGACUAUGGUAGGGGACUCCAAAGAUGGUCCUGCCAGGCCUGUGAUUCGCACAUUUUAUGAUCACACACAGGCCAUCAAUGGUCUGGAUUUUCAUCCUGAGAGUCCAAUACUGAUAUCAGCUGCAAAAGACAAUACAAUAAAAUUCUUUGAUUUCUCAAAAACCAAUGCGAGGAAAGCGUUCAGAGUUAUUCAGGAUACUCAUAAUGUUAGAUCUGUAUGUUUUCAUCCUUGUGGGGAUUACCUUUUAGCAGGGACUGAUCACCCAGUUGCUCAUUUAUAUGAUAUAAAUACUUUUACAUGCUACUUAUCAGCAAAUGCACAGGAUUCUAGUUCUCCCAUUAACCAGGUACGCUACUCUUGUACUGGGAGCUUGUAUGUUACUGCUUCUAAAGAUGGUUCUUUGCGCAUUUGGGAUGGAGUAUCUGCUGAAUGUGUUCGACCUAUUAUUGGAGCACAUGGAUCCGCAGAAGCUACUAGUGCAAUUUUCACCAAAGAUGAGAGGUACGUCCUAUCUUGUGGGAAAGAUUCUUGUGUCAAGUUAUGGGAAGUUGGCACUGGACGACUUGUGAAGCAAUAUGAAGGAGCCAUUCGCAGACAAUUUCGUUGUCAGGCUGUCUUCAAUGAAACCGAGGAAUACGUGCUAUCAGUUGAUGAACAAAACAAUGAGGUUGUCGUCUGGGAUGCACUUACUGCUGAAAAGGUUGCAAGAUUGCCCUCUGGCAGCACUGGUGCUCCUAGAUGGCUCGACCACUCCCCAGUUGAGCCAGUUUUUGUUAUUUGUGGAAACGAUAGAUCGAUCAGAUUCUGGAAACAAACCGUAUAA